Pseudomyrmex gracilis is the source of this 3556-nucleotide messenger RNA. RefSeq names its product glutamate receptor 1-like. Bases 1234 to 3129 code for a protein of 631 amino acids. The record is from RefSeq and is a predicted model, not a curated record. Gene Ontology annotation, cellular component: membrane. NCBI's taxonomy places the organism in Eukaryota, Metazoa, Arthropoda, Insecta, Hymenoptera, Formicidae. The transcript is spliced from 9 exons. Gene Ontology annotation, molecular function: glutamate-gated receptor activity.
UAUACGCAAAUAUGUGUAUUUUUUCUUUCUCUCGGAGGAACAAGAUUUAUUCGUUAAACAUUUAUAUUAUUUUGCAGGAGACACUCGGAAAGUAUCGCCGAGUACGUAAGAAUCUAGAAUCGUCUAGAAAGUAACGGCGAAAGGUGCGUUCACUCGCGGUUAUUUUGUAAGCAUGACGUGGAGAGUCACGUUUUCCAGACUUGUCUGUCGACGGGACGUACGCGUAUAACUUUGCGCGCAUUACACAAAAAAUAAAAUAACGAUAAGCCGGCGAUAAGAACAAUGAACAACGCAGCGUUUUGCUAUUAUCGACAAAUGCGUGACACUUUGACGAUAGAAAAGCAGCAUUAGUGCAUUACUAUUAACGUGUGUAUUAACGUGAAAAAUUUUUUAAAUAACAGAUCCAUCGUUCUAGAAUUAUCAAGGCUAGUCAUUCGCACGACCGCAGUGUUCACCGAGUCACUCACUGACACUUCGUUACAAAGCUAAAUUGAAGACCUCCAGCGCUCUCGACUCUAUCGAUCGAUGAAUCAUCUCGUAUGCAAAUUUAUGCGCUCCGAAAAAUUAUUCUAAGCAGAUUCACGUGUAUAUGUAUUAAAGUAGUAGUAUUAUUUAUUAUUAGAUGUAUCACUUUUUCUUGCUUUUAAAAAAUUACCGUCUCUUCUUGACAUAAUUGAUGUUCAAAACUUAUUUAUGAAACUUAUUUAUGAAGCAAGAGAAUUACAUUGCAAAUAUUUAACAAAUUUUGUAUACGUAUGUAAUGCGAGUAUUUGUGAUGAUUUUACUUCGUGAGAUUUUUGACGGAAAUGAAGGAGGAUCAUAUUUUAUAUACGAUUGUAUUGUCUGUCAGCCGACACAUAUCGCAAUAUGGCAUUUAUUCCGACGCAAACAGCAGUUUGAGAUGAGAUCGGUUAAUCGUUUCUAAUCGUAAUAUUCUAAUGGAACUGAUAUUGGUCGUCACGUGUUUGUAGAGUACAUCUAAUGUAUUAUAAAUUGAAAUGUGCACUUUCUAUAUUGGCGUGUCAGGAUCGGAUGUGAAGCGUGAGUUGCUACGCUUCGAGAUUUUGAAAUUUGUACACUUGAUUCGGAGUUUGGCGACAAUUAAAAAAAGAAAAUAAACGGUUAAAAAUGAAACGGAAUUGGCAAGACGGAAAGUUCGUUUUACACAUAUGUUUACAUCCAUGUGUUAUCUUUGCUGUGAGACUGACUCACCUGAUAAUCUAAUCAAACAAAAUGAAACGCGGUUUGAAUUUAUCAAAUCAUUCAAAAAAUCGAACUAUGCAUUUUAACAUCAACGUCUUCGUCGAAGUGAUACUGGACAUUCGGAAAUUUUAUUCCGCCGCGACUGUCGUAUUCGCCCAUCCCGGAGACGAGUACGGCGACUACGGAGAUUUAACAAUUACGCACUUGGUGCAUACCUCCUCCAAGUUGUUGGGCAAGCACUACGUGGUGACUUUGGACGUGCACUUCAGAAGACUGUGGAGAUCUCUCAGAUACUAUCAUCGAAUAGUUCAGCCCAUUGUUAUUGUUAUUAUGCCCACUUUCGAGUCGUAUUUGGAAUUUAAGAAGGCAACCGAUACCUAUCCCAUGUCUUUUCCGGUGUGGUUCGUGCUGUUUCUCUUCACACCCGGCAACGACACGCACGAUCAUUGCCAGAAUCCGAUAGGCAAUCCGUUCAACUUGCGAUACGACACGCAGAUGCUGGUAUUGUGUAACAGAGCGGACAUCCUGCAGGAAUGGUACUCGAUCAAGGGCAGAACUACGAGGAUCUUCGAUGUGGCGAAAUGGGAAGAUGACAAAGGAUUUGUUCCCUUGACAAAACUAUCUCUUUACGAUCGCAGAAAGGAUCUGAACGGAACUGUUCUGCGAACCGUCACAGUUAAGGAAAAAUUUGCGAUUUUCUAUGUGGAUCGAAAUCAGGACGUGCCAAUUUCAUCGACGUUCGGCGGGAACUACGUGUCCAGUUUGUAUGGAAAAGUAUUGGAAGAGCUUACGCAGUCUCUCAAUUUUACUCUGGACAUCGUAUCCGAGGUGAAUGAGCACGGAAUGUGGAAUCCUCAAAAUAAAACCUGGUCCGGAGCGAUAGGCGAGAUAGUGUCGGGUCGCGCGGAUUUUGCCAUCGCCGAUAUGUCGAUGACGAGCCUCCGAGUGCGCUACGUCGACUUCACAUUGCCUCUGAUAAUAUCCAAGAGCAGCCUCUUUUUCAAGGAACCGGAAUUAUGCGGUGUCAAGUGGUUCGGUUAUUUCCAGACUUUUCAUAUACACACUUGGGCUGCGAUUAUUACCGUAAUCGCGAGCACGCCGAUCCUGUUGUUCUUGAUGAAAUUAUGUAGCAAAUCUCAAGAUAAUUCGAAUCUUUCUGACAAUUUCCUCUACAUUUGGGGUAUCUUCUGCCAGCAGGCGCUUAUAGAGUUUCCAAAAUAUUCGUCGCUGCGAGUCGCUUACUUCACAAUAUUUUUAACGGCAAUAUUGAUAAUGGCGUACUAUUCAGCGGCUUUAGUUUGUUUUCUGACGUCGUGCGCUCACGUUUUGCCUUUCCGAACAAUGGACGAGUUUCUCAACGACGGUACUUACAAAUUAAUAGUCCCACGCGGCGGUUCCGAUUACGACGUAGUUGCUGCUUCGUCAGAAUUUUACUCAGUAAAAAUGAUGACGGUAAUGAAGCAAGAAUCCGAACUUCCGAUGUCUUUAAUCGACGGCUUCGUACAAUUAUGUACUGAAAAGAAAGUGGCUUAUUUUGUGCUGAACGCUUUGAAGAAAAGCGUGGAGAUGAGGAUUCCGUGUAAACUAUCUAGUAUUAGCACGGAAAAAAUAGAUAACCUGGGACUGGUUCUCUCGAAAGACAAUCCGUACACAGCCGUGAUAAAUUAUCAUUUGCAGAAAUUUUUGGAUAACGGCAUGAUGAUGCGCUUAAAAGAUAUGAAAUAUUUAAUGCAACAGGUCGAAAAUAAAGCUUACGAGCCGGUUCAUGUAAUUAGCGUUGUUCCAAUAUUGGCGAUCCUCUGUGGAGGCAUUAUUUUAAGUGUCAUUGUACUAAUUAUCGAAACCACUUAUUACCGAUACAAGAAAACGAAACUUCAAUCGAGAAUUUUUUAUCGUUCAAGAAAACGACCGUUUGUGAAGAAAUAAGAAUAAAAGUUGUUUGACACUCUCUUUCUCGCGAUUCUAUGGACAAAUUUCUGUACUUUUCUCUUAAGUAGUGAAACAGCAACAACUUCUAUAUAAAUAUAAGCCGCUAAUAAAUAUCUAUCUUGCAACUUGACUCAAAGUAAACAUCAAAGUAAAGUAGCUUUUUACAGCGCUUGAUAUAUUUAAUCGACAUAUGACAGUUUGAGGUGAGAUCAGAAUAUCUCUAUUAAUUGUUUUUUUGUUCUUUUUAUAUGUAGAAUAUUUACGUAGAAUAUCGACGCGGUUACACUUACGUAGUACAAGUUUAUCGAUAUAUAUAUGCAAGUCAUGUUCACUUUAUCGAGAAGGAGACAGAAACUUCUUUGUAUCGAUUUUUGUUACUAUAUAUGUAUGUAACCAAGUUUUCCGUCUCGCUCGCACCGAAUAA